CCCCCCGGCGCCCAGCAGAGCCACCGUCUCCUCCUUCCCGAAGACGCCUCCAAAUUCCCAGCUGAAGCUUCUAUUUUUUUACGCCUGCGCUCGACAUCCGUACACACCUUCUCUCUCUUGCUCGCUUUCUCGCUCCUUCUCUCUCUCCUUCUCUCUCUACUUCUCGGGCAUUCGGCGGAGGAAGGCCGGGCGCCUCGCCGGAUCUGGUGCUCUCCGGCGGCAUUCUCGGGCCACUCCAUGGAAGCUCACGGCGCCGGUCUCCGCCGUGUGUUGGUCCUGGCAUUAUGCGUCGGCGGAAUCUGGUCCGCCUAUAUUUAUCAAGGAGUUCUGCAAGAGACUCUGUCCACCAAACGUUUUGGUCCUGAUGGGAAGAGAUUUGAGCACCUUUCGUUUCUGAAUUUGGCUCAAAAUGUGGUCUGUUUGAUCUGGUCAUACAUAAUGAUAAAAAUUUGGUCUGGAAGUGGUUCUGGAGGGGCUCCAUUGUGGACUUUUUGGAGCCCUGGAAUUACAAACACUAUUGGUCCUGCUAUGGGAAUUGAAGCACUGAAGUACAUCAGUUACCCUGCCCAGGUCCUGGCAAAAUCAUCAAAGAUGAUUCCAGUGAUGCUGAUGGGUACUCUAGUUUAUGGCAUAAGAUAUACCAUACCUGAGUACAUAUGCUCUUUCCUUGUGGCUGGUGGAGUUUCUACCUUUGCUUUAUUAAAGACCAGCUCAAAAACUAUCAGCAAGUUGGCACAUCCCAAUGCCCCUCUAGGAUAUCUUCUGUGUUUCCUCAAUCUUAUGUUUGAUGGAUUUACAAACGCGACUCAGGAUUCGAUUACAGCAAGGUACCCAAGGACCACUGCUUGGGACAUAAUGUUAGGAAUGAACCUUUGGGGUACCAUAUACAACCUAAUCUACAUGUUUGCCUGGCCACAAGGUAUUGGCUACGAGGCCAUCCAGUUCUGCAAACAGCAUCCUGAGGCAACGUGGGACAUUUUCCUCUAUUGCCUCUGUGGUGCAGUGGGUCAGAAUUUCAUUUUCCUAACCAUUAGCCGAUUUGGCUCUCUCGCUAACACCACCAUCACCACUACUCGCAAGUUCGUGAGCAUAGUUGUGUCCUCAGUAUUAAGCGGCAACCCCUUGUCAACCAAGCAAUGGGGUUGUGUUGUCAUGGUCUUCUCUGGAUUGUCAUACCAGAUCUUCCUCAAAUGGAGGAAAUUGCAGAGGAUGCAGAAGAAGAGGAAGGCCAUGUGAAUAAGGUUCUCUGACAACUCCUGGCCUUUAUAAUUAGCUCUUCCCGCGCCUCCCUAUUUACAACUUACUUUUUGGCUUGUAUAAUUGUGUCCUGAAGGUCCGGUAGUUUCAAAUUUAGGCCACAGGUAGCAUAUUGAUCAAUGUAAUUCAAUAGAUACUCUUACAAGGAGGAGAGAGUUUUGUCUUCAGAGUUGGCUUUCCUUUUGCUCGGUGCUCACUAAAAAAUCGUUCACUUAUCGGAACAUUCUGUGUCUGUUGCCCUAUCACAAUGGGUACAGACUUUGUCUGUUGCUAGAUUGGAUGAUAGAUUAAUACUUUGAUAAGCAGGCUCUGUUCAAAAUUAUGGAAUAAAUUCAUAGGCUUUUCUCAA
Eucalyptus grandis is the source of this 1606-nucleotide messenger RNA. Its product is annotated as UDP-galactose/UDP-glucose transporter 3. Gene Ontology annotation, molecular function: UDP-glucose transmembrane transporter activity; UDP-galactose transmembrane transporter activity. Gene Ontology annotation, biological process: UDP-galactose transmembrane transport. NCBI's taxonomy places the organism in Eukaryota, Viridiplantae, Streptophyta, Magnoliopsida, Myrtales, Myrtaceae. The record is from RefSeq and is a predicted model, not a curated record. The transcript has 7 exons. The coding region runs from base 238 to 1236 and encodes 332 amino acids. Gene Ontology annotation, cellular component: Golgi membrane; endoplasmic reticulum membrane.